This is a messenger RNA of Balaenoptera ricei (Rice's whale), 824 nucleotides long. RefSeq names its product ferritin light chain-like. Gene Ontology annotation, cellular component: cytoplasm. The coding region runs from base 143 to 670 and encodes 175 amino acids. Gene Ontology annotation, molecular function: ferric iron binding; ferrous iron binding. NCBI's taxonomy places the organism in Eukaryota, Metazoa, Chordata, Mammalia, Artiodactyla, Balaenopteridae. Gene Ontology annotation, biological process: intracellular iron ion homeostasis; iron ion transport. The record is from RefSeq and is a predicted model, not a curated record. The transcript has a single exon.
GCCUCCGACCACCCUCCAGCCUUCGGAGCCAGCCACUCAUCUAUCCACCCUCCAACCUUCGGAGUGAGGCACUCAGCUGUCCUCGGUCACCGGGACCAGCCAACACCAUUUUUUGAGCCGAACUCCUUAUUACCGAUCAACCAUGAGCUCCCAGAUUCGUCAGAAUUAUUCCACCGAGGUGGAGGCCGCCGUCAACCGCCUGGUCAACAUGCAUCUGCGGGCCUCCUACACCUACCUCUCUCUGGGCUUCUAUUUCAACCGCGACGAUGUGGCUCUGGAGGGCGUGGGCCACUUUUUCCGCGAAUUGGCCGAAGAGAAGCACGAGAGCGCCGAGCGUCUCUUGAAAAUGCAAAACCAACGCGGCGGCCGCGCCCUCUUCCAGGACGUGCAGAAGCCAUCUCAAGAUGAGUGGGGUAAAACUCAGGACGCUAUGGAAGCCGCCAUUAACAUGGAGAAGAACCUGAACCAGGCCCUUCUGGAUCUGCAUGCCCUGGGUUGUGCCCGCGCAGACCCCCACCUCUGCGACUUCUUGGAGAGCCACUUCCUAGAUGAGGAGGUGAAACUCAUCAAGAAGAUGGGUGACCACCUGACCAACCUCCACAGGCUGGCUGGUCCCCAGGCUGGGCUGGGCGAGUAUCUCUUCGAAAGGCUCACCCUCAAGCACGACUAGGAGCCUCCGGAGCCCAGUGGCCUUUGAGGAGCCCCUCUGGUGUUAGGGCUUCUACCUGAAGCCCCUCUCUGCAGCCACUAGGCAGCUUUUUAACCAUCCUGGAGCCCUCUCCCAAGCCUUGGACCAAAUGGAAAUAAUAAAGCUUUUUGCAGCG